AUGCAGGAGGCCUGGUAUGCUUUUAGCAAUGACCCGUGGAACGGCCUGACUGAGAUUGGCUACCCACGCUACGACGAGAGCAAGGACACAUUGAUUGUCUUUGGCAUGAACAACAGUCCGGAGCCAGCCUUGGUCAAGCCGUCCGAGUGUAACGCACCGUGCUCGACCAUCACCAUGGGAGCUCUUGGAACCAGUACACCUUCACCGGCACCCUAG
This is a messenger RNA of [Torrubiella] hemipterigena, 216 nucleotides long. The record is from the annotation of a GenBank genome assembly. Lineage: Eukaryota; Fungi; Ascomycota; Sordariomycetes; Hypocreales; Clavicipitaceae.